AUGAACAAACUCUUAUCCAGUGUGACACAAGAAAAGAUAGAAUGGAUACGAAAAUUUCUCUUGAUUUGUCCGAGCAGGGAUGUCCAGGUGAAGAGCAUGGAGCAGACAGUGAAACAUGCUGAGCGGUACAUGGGUGAGAUCUGCUCCCUGCUGGCCUCCUACACCAGGAAGACAGCCAAGCUCAGAGACAAGGCAGACCUGCUGGUCGCUCAGCUCUUUGACUUCUCCAGCAGAGAGGACCCCGAGCUCCAGAUCGGCCUGAAAAACAUGGCUGAAGACCUGGCCAUGGUGCAGGACUACAGGCAGGCUCAGGUAGAAAGACUGGAGACGAGAGUUGUUGCUCCCCUAAAAGCCUAUGGAGACAUAGUUAAAAAUAAAAGGGCAGAUCUGAAGAAGUUCAGCACUGAUGUGAACAGAGAGCUGAAGGAGUUGCAGAAACUGGAAAAAAUCCGACUGAGGAACCCAGCAGAUCGACAGAGCAUUUCUCAGGCAGAAGUAAAUGCUCAGAAGGCUUCCAACAAUGCCCAGUGCAGUAUCAAACAUCUAGAGGAAACCAUCAAAGACUUCCAGAGACAGAAACUGGAGGAUAUCAAAAGGAUUUUCACAGACUUCAUUACAGUGGAGAUGCUCUUCCAUGCUAAAGCGCUGGAGAUCUAUGCGCACACGUACCAUAACCUGGAGGCAAUUAACAUUCAAAAGGAUCUGGAGCUGUUUAAUAGACGGAUCAAGAUGGCUGACUCUCUGGCUGGGCUCCUGGAGACACCUCUGACCAGCUACUCUUCUCCCCUCAUGAGCCGCUACCCCAGUCCUCCUCUGGCCUCCCCCAAAAGCCAAAGGCUCAGGUCAAUGCUGGCCUCUACCACAGGCCAAAUCCACAGGCAACAACACAGCCAGUACCCAGACACAGACAGGAGGUCUCGCAGCACCUUACAACGCCAGAGAGGCAUGGAGGAGGAAGAGGUGGAGGAAGAGGAAGAAGAGAUUUCUGAAUCAGAGACAGAGGGUCAGCACACCAGCAGGCAGUCCUACGCGGCUCAAUAUACCCAGAUGCGCAGAUGGCAGAAGUAAAAACAACCGUGUUAUGUCAUUUUUUCCAUGCUGAAACAUAUCAACUGUAGAGCUGACUUCCAGUCAGAACUUCUUUUAAUUUUUAUGAUCAAUGUGCAGUCUUUAAAAUUAUUAUUCUAUAAUUAAUAAUAUAAAACUGAACACAAUGCAAUUCAUGUUUUUCACAGUUGUAUAAGUAAUUGCUCUAUUUGAUCAUUUCUAAUCUCUGCUGGAAAGGAGUCAGCGGGGCAGAAAAAGGCUUCCCAAAAUUAACCCAGACUGAUCAAUUAAAA
Molecule: messenger RNA, 1340 nt
Organism: Anarrhichthys ocellatus (wolf-eel)
Lineage: Eukaryota; Metazoa; Chordata; Actinopteri; Perciformes; Anarhichadidae
Product: protein FAM92B-like
Exons: 9
Coding region: 1-1068 (355 amino acids)
Biological process (GO): cilium assembly
Cellular component (GO): ciliary basal body; ciliary transition zone
Source: RefSeq, a predicted model, not a curated record